GGAUUAAACAAGAGAAGAAGACAGAGAAAUAAAGGGAGCGAGGGAGAGUUUUUCUAUCCUGAGGCUCACCCUAAGACCGCUUCCUCCAGCUUGAUAAGAUCAGAGCCAGGAGGCGAGGCGGUGACGGUCUGCAGUGUUUCUUCACAGCCAGCAGACGAGGCAGCUGCACAGAGAAACGCCAGCAUGCCCACCGUCAAGAGCAAGAAGAAGAAGCCGAAGAAGGAGGUCCACGACGGAGAGGAGCAGGGAGACGCGGGCCUGGAGGUGGAGAUGGAGGCAGUGAGAGAGAGGAGGCUCUCUGAAAGCAGAGACCCGUUGACCCCAGAGCCACAGGACCCAGCACCACAGAAGAAGAAGAAAAAGAAGAAGGCGCCUGCUAUUGAUCAGGAAGCAGAGCACGCUGACAUGCCAAACGGUAACAUGGACGAGUCCAUCAUGGACGGAGAGGAGACGACCGUUGCUGUAACCAGAAAGACGAAAAGGAAGAGGAAGGCGAAGGCGACGGAGCACUACAGCAAUGACCUGGGAGCCGAAGACGACGACAUCGUCACAGACGCCCAGUCACCCAUCCCCCAGCAUUCCCUGUUCUCCGCCCCCCACGGACACAGCCAUCCGGUCGGCAAAGUCUUCGUGGAGAGGAACAGGCGUUUCCAGGCAGAGCGAGUGGAGCAGCUCCGACACUCAGAGGCGAUGGAUGACUACAUGGACCCCAGACAGAUCUGGACCACCAGAGACGUCGCUAUGAGGGUCCACAGUGGCUUCAGGGUGAUCGGCCUCUUCUCUCACGGUUUCCUGGCCGGCUACGCCGUGUGGAACAUCAUUGUCGUGUACGUGUUGGCGGGCGAGCAGCUGAGCACGCUGCCCAACCUGCUGCAGCAGUACCACCUGCUGGCCUACCCAGCUCAGUCUCUGCUCUACCUGCUGCUGGCCAUCAGCACCGUGUCUGCGUUCGACAGGUCUGAGGAGCUCUGCGUGUUCUCCCAAUCUACCAUAGUUAACCAGAACAUAUCACAACCACAACCGCCACAUGUUCAGUCAGCCAACAGCUUUGUGUUUGGUGUGCAGGGUGAACCUGGCCAAGGCCUCCAUGGCCCUGAGAGGCUUCCUCACCCUGGACCCUGCUGCUCUGGCUUCUUUCUUAUAUUUCGUAGCCCUGAUCCUGUCCCUCAGUCAGCAAAUGACCAGCGACCGCAUCAACCUUUAUCCUACCGCCAACGAGACUCUGUGGCCUCCAGGUUCAGAGCAGCAGAUCCUGCAGCCGUGGAUUGUGGUGAACCUGGUGGUGGCGCUGUUGGUGGGCCUGGCCUGGGCGGUCGUCUCCACGCGGCCGGACAUCGACUACACAGAAGAGUUUUUGAUGACAAUGGAAGUGGAGGGAUACCCGAGAGGAGACGAGAAUCUGGACAUGCCUGCCUGAAACUCUGAAAGCCUCGUCCUGUCUGUGUCUGACUCCAAAACAGUGAUCUUGUUCAUUUAAAUGUGCUUUUGUAUGACAUGCUAUCUAGCACUUGACUGUGAUUUUUGUAAAUAAAGAAAUACAGUAUGUACAGUA
Messenger RNA from Micropterus salmoides (largemouth bass), 1552 nucleotides. Its product is annotated as transmembrane protein 237A-like. Gene Ontology annotation, biological process: cilium assembly. NCBI's taxonomy places the organism in Eukaryota, Metazoa, Chordata, Actinopteri, Centrarchiformes, Centrarchidae. The record is from RefSeq and is a predicted model, not a curated record. Bases 184 to 1425 code for a protein of 413 amino acids. Gene Ontology annotation, cellular component: ciliary transition zone. The transcript is spliced from 10 exons.